Scatophagus argus is the source of this 4075-nucleotide messenger RNA. RefSeq names its product protein disulfide isomerase family A, member 5 (gene pdia5). Gene Ontology annotation, cellular component: endoplasmic reticulum. Lineage: Eukaryota; Metazoa; Chordata; Actinopteri; Scatophagidae. The record is from RefSeq and is a predicted model, not a curated record. Gene Ontology annotation, biological process: protein folding. Gene Ontology annotation, molecular function: protein disulfide isomerase activity. Bases 16 to 1734 code for a protein of 572 amino acids. The transcript is spliced from 17 exons.
CUGGGCGAAGGCUUGAUGGAGAAGGCAGGUGCAACACCUACCCACCGAUUAUUUCUCAAGACUACAUUUCCCAUAGAGACUUGCGCCGUGCCCAAGAAUCCGUGGAAAACCGAUUGCGCCUGCGUGUCCAGACGUGGCAACGGCAUCAUGGCCUCUCGGAACCGCUGCGGGAGUCGGAUGAGAGGGGCGAAAAUGUUCAUGCUGGCGUUGCUGGUGUGGCUGCUGCCAGUGCUGGAGGCAGUGAAAGUUUCUCCCCUCAUAGAGAAGGUCAGUGACCACAAAGACUUCAAGAAGCUGCUCAGGACGAGAACCAACGUUCUGGUGCUCUACACCAAGACAGCUGCAUCAGGGGACUCCCACCUGAAACUGCUAUCAGAUGUGGCCCAGACAGUGAAGGGCCAAGGGACUAUUGCCUGGGUCAACUGUGGCGACUCAGAGGGCCGUAAGCUCUGUAAGAAAGUGAAGGUGGACCCGAGCUCCAAACAUGGAGGAGCGGAGCUGCUGCAUUACAAAGAUGGGACGUUUCACACAGAGUACAACAGGCCUGCUACCUUCAAGUCCAUGGUAGCAUUCUUAAAGGACCCUUCAGGACCCCCACUGUGGGAGGAGAACCCUGAGGCAAAAGACGUUGUCCACCUUGAGACAGAAAAAGACUUCAGAAAGCUGCUCAAGAAAGAGGAGAGGCCUGUCCUCAUGAUGUUCUACGCUCCCUGGUGCGGCGUUUGUAAGAGAAUGCAGCCCAUCUUUCAGCAAGCAGCCACAGAGACCAAAGGGAAAUAUGUACUGGCGGGGAUGAAUGUGCAUCCAGCUGAGUUCGACGGCCUCAAGCAGGAGUACAGCGUCAAAGGCUACCCGACCUUCUGCUACUUUGAGAAGGGAAAGUUCCUUUACCACUAUGAAAACUAUGGAGCCACGGCCAAGGAUAUCGCGGACUGGAUGAAGAACCCUCAGCCCCCCCAGCCGAAGACCCCUGAGGUGCCGUGGUCAGAGACAGACUCCCCAGUCUUCCACCUGACCGAUGAGUCUUUUGACAGCUUCCUGGAAGAACAUCCUGCAGCCCUGGUCAUGUUCUAUGCCCCAUGGUGUGGACACUGCAAGAAGAUGAAGCCAGAGUAUGAUGAAGCUGCUGAAAUACUCAACAAGGGCGCGGACAGUCCGGGUGUGUUGGCAGCGGUGGAUGCCACAGUGCACAAGGCUGUGGGAGAUCGCUUCAAGAUCUCGGGCUUCCCAACUGUUAAGUAUUUUGAGAAAGGUGAGGAGAAGUACACGCUGCCACAGCUCCGAAGCAAAGACAAGAUCAUCGAGUUCAUGCACAAUCCCCAGGCACCUCCUCCACCGGAGCAGUCUUGGGAAGACAAGCCGUCCAGCGUCAGCCAUCUUGGAUCAGAGGAUUUUCGAGAGGCAUUGAAGAAGAAAAAACAUGCUCUGGUCAUGUUCUACGCUCCCUGGUGUCCACACUGUAAAAACUCGGUUCCCCACUUCACCACAGCAGCAGAGUUCUUUAAAGAGGACCGCAAGAUUGUUUACGCUGCUGUGGACUGUACAAAAGGACAGAACCAUGACCUGUGUAAGCAGGAAGGGGUGGAGGGCUACCCAACAUUUAACUACUACAACUAUGGCAAGUUUGUGGAAAAAUACAAUGGAGAUCGUGGGGAGGCGGGCUUCACAAGCUUCAUGCGCAGUCUAAGAGGACGCGAUCAGGAAAAGGUUGUCAAGAGGAAGGAGGAGCUCUGAGGGCGGCAGGGAGGGGGCGUUGCACUGCACAGUCUGUCAUUGCACUGUGACCCUUGACCCUGGCAAGGGUCCUAUCAGCACUGACGUGGGAGACUUGAUGACCUCAGCGAAAGGCUAUUUUUUAUAUCAUGCUGAUCACGUUUGUAAUAAUACCAACAGAGUACCUACAGUUAGACCGACCACUUGAGACUUCUUUUUUCAUGGAUAAUCUGACGGGCAGAAAAUACACAGAUGAAACACAGUGAUUUUUUUUUUUUUUUUUUUUUUGCCCAAUUUUUUGUUUGCCCAAACACUGUGACUGCAUAUGUGAAAAGCUACAUCCUAUACUGUAUCUAUGCAAUACUGAUCCCUGCUUAGCACUGUGGGGUUCUGGAUGACUGACUUGACACCCGGGAUGGUGGGCAUCAUGAGUGGUGGCUGCACUGUCCAUGACUCCACAAGGGUCCUAAUCGAGUACCAUAAACCCUGCUCUGUCUCUAGAAGAGACGCGUUGUGAUUAUUGACAUACAUCUGUUGGUUCCAUUGUUUUUGUACAGAACUUUCAUAUCUCAAGUGCAGAACCAUCCAGAAUAUUGUUUUGUUAUCCCCACAAAUCAGCUGAACAAUAACUGCAUUUAGACAGUAAAAUGUGAAGUGCUACUGCAGGUAAUAUGAUAUUGUAGCAAUGAAAAGUAUGUGAAAUUCUGGCCAAAGGGUCAAUAUUUUGGAUGGUUAUGGACUCCCAUGAUUACUUUUUGCUUUUAGAAAGGACUUACCAAUUUUGUUUGCUUAAAAAAAGUGGCCUUAACAAUAUAAAAAUAAAAAAUAGCAGUAAUUGCUUAAAUAUAAUAAGUACAAGAGAAUCCGAGUCCUGGUUCCCUUGUAGUUUCUCAAGUCAUGGAUUAGAGCAAGUCAAAGGAGAAGAAAAACUAGAACAUGAAAUGCCAAAUAUUCUUGCGCAUUGCCCUUCAUAUUUUCAUGCUUUGUACAAUAACAAUAUCCACAGCUGUGGUGAUGCUUUUACAUCUUGUACCUCCUCUGUUGUUCAUUCAGAAUGGGAUUCCAUUAAUGUUUUAACAAGGGUUGGGCUCAUUUAUAUAAGCAUGGAAGACACUCAAGUAUGGUGGCUAAAUACUGCAUGUUGAUGAUGAAGUCUCCAAAACGCAGUAUCCCACAGUCCCCUCUGCACUCACACGUUCAGGGAGAUGCUAGAAUAAUUCAGGCCUCUAGUGUACACUUUGAGCAUUCAGGGUUUUUUGUUUGAGGCUACCCAGUUGGUUUUUUGUUCAUGUUUUUCUGGCACUUUCUGCUGAACUGAAUGACUCCAAGGAGGCCAAAAUGACACCACUGUGGACAAUUUGGUCUCAAUCUCUGUCUGCCUGUCUGCCAUGCCUCGUCCUGGAAUUGUUCGCUGUCAGUUCAGUUGGACAGUGCUCUCCCAUGCCUUCUGUCAAAUUUCCAAAUUUCACUGUACAUCAGAGGAGUAAUUAAGUAUCAGAUGAGUGACAGCCCACCCUCCACCUCUGUCUCAUAACAACAUCGAUACAGAGCCAUCAUCAUUACUUUUGUGGCAGUUUUUUUAUGUUGUGUGUUUUCAGCUCCCACACUACAGCCACUAUAAAUAAUGUAAAGGCUUAUCUGUAGCUGAACUUGUGUUUUAUUAUUCAAGACUUUGGUUUCUUUCAUUAUGAAUGAGGUUCUCAGGGAUAGCGUAACACAAUUAAAGGGAACUAGUUUGUUCGUUAUUUUGCAUUCCAGCUGAAUAAUUUUUAGCCCUUAGAUCACCAAAUUAAAUAUUGUUUACAUUUGUAUCCCAAGAAAAAAAAAAAAAGAACAGAUGAAUUGUCUUUUUCUGUGCUAUAUCAUGACAACAUGUAUCGAAUGAGACGUGCUGUCAGUAAAUGUUACUGAACUGUUUCUCGUCAAACAUUAACAUUGUGAUUCCUAAUGAACUCAUUCCAUGUGAAACUGUCUCAAAUGUUCUGGCUGGCACCAAACACUUUUGUUCAAUGUGAUUUAACAUUUCAUGGUAUGCAAGAGCAUUUUGAAAGAGUGUUUCACACAGGUGUUGACAUACCGCUGUAAUUAGAUGUUCACUCUCCUCUCGAGUGGAAACAAUGACCUUUGUUUACUGUGUCCAUUUGUUUUUGUUUGGAACCCGCUGUAGUGACAUCACGUUUGCUGAAUAACAGAAAGACUAUCUUAUCCCAAAGGUAUCCAUGUUGUGUGGGAAUUUGUUACACUUAAGCCAAGAAGUCAUUGUUGCCUUUGUUGAUUUUUACUGUGCCCAGUCAUACGUACAGUUUUGCCCCAUGCAGUAAGGACCUUGCGAGAAAAAAAUAAAGUCAAACAUUUCAGAACA